AUGGGUGGGCUCUGGGAAGCUGGAAUUAAAUCCGCCAAGUAUCUAUUAACGCGAGCCGUAGGAGAAAAAAGUUUGACGUUCGAGGAACUCACAACAGUGUUUUGUAAAGUAGAAGCGAUUCUCAACUCGCGGCCGCUUUGUCCGUUACCAGCUAGUGAUAAUCCUGAUGAGUUCAACGUUUUGACUGCGGGACACUUUCUAAUUGGAAAAGGGUUAACAGCAGUACCUGAGUAUAAUGUAGAGGAUAUAACAAUAAAUCGAUUAUCACGUUGGCAAUAUAUUCAAAAAUGUUCACAAAUGUUUUGGCGUAGAUGGAGUCACGAAUAUCUAAAUACGCUGCAACAGAAAGCAAAGUGGCAUUCGGAUAGAUCUAAUAUAAAAAUAGGUGAUCUCGUAAUCAUAAAAACUGAUAAUGUACCGCCGUGCAAUUGGCCUUUGGGUAGAAUUGAGGCUCUUCACGGUCCAGAUGGGAUUGUUCGUUGUGUUACGCUUCGCACUCAAAAGAGUACUCUACAGAGACCAGUUAAUAAACUGAGUCCUCUACCUUAUUCAAAUUAG
Messenger RNA from Parnassius mnemosyne (clouded apollo), 558 nucleotides. The record is from the annotation of a GenBank genome assembly. NCBI's taxonomy places the organism in Eukaryota, Metazoa, Arthropoda, Insecta, Lepidoptera, Papilionidae.